AUGACAACGGAGAGUUUGCUUGAAAUUGAUUCUGAUCAAUUGUUUGAAAAACAUACAAUAUCUGAAAUUAAAAUAAUUCAAGGAAAAAUACAAAAUGAAAUUGAAAAAAAGAAAGAAGAAUUACGUAUUAUGGUUGGAGAAAAAUGUAGGGAUUUGUUAAAAGCUGCUGAUAUAAUUAUAGAAAUGCAAGACACAUCUAAAAAUAUAAUAAAUGUUAUUAAUCAAACAAAUUAUUUAUGUCAAAGUUUACAAGAAAAAAGACUUUUGGGAUUUAGGCAACCUGUAAACAAAACAACUACAACAUUUACCAAGAAUUCAGAAGAAAUUUCAAAAAUAAUUGAAAUCAAAAUACUAUUAAUAUUGCCAGAACAGAUUUGGACUGCACUAGAUAAUAAAGAUUAUUUUUUAGGGGCUCAAUUAUUUUUAUUCGCCACUCAUUUACAUCUUGGAUUGGAAAUAUCAUCAAAUUCACAAAAUUUUUUUAAUAAGUAUUCAGUUAUAAAUAAACAAUGGGCGAUUAUAAACAAUUGUAAACAAAUUAUUAUCGAUGGGGCUUGUAACGAAUUAAAAAUUUUAAAUAUACCUCUUCAAAAAGCUACAGAAUGUUUGUGUUGUUUAAUUCUCCUUGAAUCUACAACAUAUGAAAAAUUAUUAAAUCAAUUUCUAGAUCUUAGACUCGCAUCUUUAAAUGAUAUUUUAAAAUCAGAGGAGCUGUCGAAAAAAAAACUUAGGCAAACAGUUGAAACACUUCAACAUACUUUAAUGAUUGUUUAUCAUUGUUUCUUUGAUAAAUCAAGUCAAAAAUGUUCAAUAGAAGUCUUACUGAACACAAUUCUUUCAAAUCAAUCGAAACCAACUCUAUUCAAAAUAAUUCAAAAAUCUUCAUGGCCUGAACAAUAUUUAUCACCGAUGAUAACAAAUUACAGACCUAAUACUUCAGAAAAUUUAGUCUCACUACAACAAGAACACAUAAAAAAAGUUUUAGAUUUUUGGCUUGAAAAUGUAGAAAAAAUAUUAUCUGUCGAAUUAAAUAAAAUACUUUUACUCGUCGACAAUAUAAAAAGGCUACACAAAAUAAUCAAGGAAGAAAUUUUCGAUGUCAAAUAUCCGGAUAAUUGGGAUGAAAUUACUCUUUCAUUACUUGGCAUAAGCAAUUUAAACAUUUAUAAUAAAUUUAUUAAAAGUUAUAUGACGAAUAGAAUGAAAGAAUUGAUUCAAUCAGCUUGGUUGAACGGUUUAAAUUACGUUUUGGAUAAUUUAAAAAAAGUAGAUGAGGUUAUGUCGAAAGACAAGAAUAAACAGGAAAAUGAUAUUAGAUGGUUUGUAUGGAAAGAAAAUAAGGGGAAUUUUGAAGAAGGUUUAAAAUUAAAAACAAUGGGUUACACUCCUAAAGUUAUGGAAUUGUGUGAAAAAAUGAAUCAUUUUUUGAUUCAAUUAUUAGAAGAUGUUGAACUUUAUGUAAAUGAAAAUUCUAAAAUCAAGCACAAAAUUAAAGAAGUAGAUAAUGAUUCCAUAUUGAUAUUAAAUUUUUUAAAUUCGCAUUCAUUUGAAAUGAUUCAAAAGUUUACUCAUUAUGUAAAAGAUGGAUGCAAAACACUUGGAAAUGAAUCAAUAGACUCCAAGAUAAUUAUCAGGGCAAGAUUUCUUAGUUCUUUAACAAACGAAUGUCCAGGACUUGAAAAAUGUCUUAAAAGCAGUAUUAGCAAAGAGGAUUUCAAUGAAAACGUUUCGAAUAAUUUAUGGCAAAAAGGAAGAGGUUUAUUAAAUGAAACAAGUACCGAAAUCUGGCACGAUUGGAAAGUUUUAAAGAGUUCCAGACUAAAAACUCUUAUCAAAAGUAAAUUGGGACCUACUGUGUCACUGAGAAGUUUACUCAAAUCCAAAUUGUUGAGUGAAAUAAUAACAAUAGAAGAACAAACGGAAGAUGGAUCGAGCGUAAAAUCAGAUCUCAGGAUUUCAUCUCAACCUAGUUUGUCUCUUCAAGAAUUACUUUUUCAAAUUUGUCGACAAGUUAACGCUAUAGCACCACACACACUACCAAAACAAGUUCAUCAAGAAUUAAUAGAUUGCAUGGUAAAAGAUAUAUUGGAACAUUAUCAAGAAUGGACAAAAUCCGAAACGAUUUAUCAAACUCAGGCUUGGCAAAUGUUGAUGGAUGUAAAAUUUCUCACUUUGAUGUUUGUGACGAACAAUAAUAAAGAUUUGUCUCAAGAGAUUUGCGAAAUUUUGGAAAAAUCAAUCGAUCCGUUUGAUUUAGACGUUCAUUAUUCGUAUUUACAAAAUAAUGUGAAAAAAAGCGUUUUGAAAUUACAGGGAACUUUUGGGAUUUUGGUUAACAUUAGCGAAAAACUUCCGGUUUUCAACGGACUGAGACUGAGUCAGAGUUCAUCGGGUGUUAAACUCGAAGAACCCAAUUUAUUGGCAAUGUCUACCACCGUGCCUUGGUUUCCAUUACUUCCGGUCGCGAAAAGAUCGAAUUCAUCACGUUCGGACGGUCUUCAAGAAUCGCCCUCGUAUUCUUUCAAAGAAUUAUCCGCGGAUAAACAACCAAUGGCGAGACACAAAGAUAGAGAAAAUAAAAAAGAAUCGGUGACGAGUGAUUUUUUCAAAUCGGCCGGUGCGUUUUUCGACGCCAUGACGGGGGGUGGAUGGUCACGUGAAAAUUAA
Molecule: messenger RNA, 2667 nt
Organism: Pediculus humanus corporis (human body louse)
Lineage: Eukaryota; Metazoa; Arthropoda; Insecta; Psocodea; Pediculidae
Exons: 11
Coding region: 1-2667 (888 amino acids)
Biological process (GO): intra-Golgi vesicle-mediated transport
Cellular component (GO): COG complex; Golgi apparatus
Source: RefSeq, a predicted model, not a curated record